Molecule: messenger RNA, 512 nt
Organism: Ochotona princeps (American pika)
Lineage: Eukaryota; Metazoa; Chordata; Mammalia; Lagomorpha; Ochotonidae
Gene: RNASE1
Product: ribonuclease A family member 1, pancreatic
Exons: 1
Coding region: 22-465 (147 amino acids)
Molecular function (GO): RNA nuclease activity; nucleic acid binding
Source: RefSeq, a predicted model, not a curated record
UUCUAGAAGAGUGAGACCACUAUGGCUUGGGCCAAGUUUGUUGUCCUGUCCUCACUAGUCCUGGGGCUGCCAGUGCUGGGAUUGGCAAAGUUUGAUGUGGACUCCCUGGCCUUGAAGUUCCAAUGGCAGCACAUUGACCCAACACUUCCCCGCAGCAGCACCUAUUGCAACCAAAAGAUGGAAGAGCAGGAUAUGACACAGGGCUGCAAGCCACUGAACACCUUUGUGCAUGAACCUUUAGAAAAGGUUCAGGCAGUCUGCUUCCAAGAGAAUGUCAUCUGCAAGGACGGCCAAACCAACUGCUACUGGAGCAAGUGCAAAAUGCAUACCACAGAUUGCCACCUGUUGAAUCCAUCCAUGUACCCUAACUGCAGGUACCAGACCUUUCAGAAAGACAGAUACAUCAUUGUGGCCUGCCAGGGGAACCCAUUUGUGCCUGUCCACUAUGAAACUUCAGAGGAGUAAGGCCAGAGCAAAAUGGAAUGCUUUCCCCCGUCUUCAGCCUAGUCCCA